This is a messenger RNA of Sphenostylis stenocarpa, 513 nucleotides long. NCBI's taxonomy places the organism in Eukaryota, Viridiplantae, Streptophyta, Magnoliopsida, Fabales, Fabaceae. The record is from the annotation of a GenBank genome assembly.
AUGGGAUCUGGGGCGGGUAAUUUCCUCAAGGUGCUUCUCAGAAACUUCGAUGUCCUUGCUGGGCCUGUGAUUAGUCUUGUUUAUCCUCUAUAUGCUUCAAUUAGGGCAAUUGAGAGCAAGUCUCCUGUUGAUGAUCAGCAAUGGCUCACUUACUGGGUUCUCUAUUCCUUAAUCACCCUUUUUGAACUUACCUUUGCUAAACUCCUUGAAUGGAUUCCAAUAUGGCCUUAUGCAAAGCUGAUUGCGACCUGCUGGUUGGUCCUUCCGUACUUUAGCGGUGCUGCUUAUGUUUAUGAGCAUUAUGUGAGACCUUUUUAUGUCAAUCCAAAAACCAUUAACAUCUGGUACGUUCCAAGGAAAAAGGACACCUUUGCUAAGCGAGAUGAUAUUCUAACUGCUGCAGAGAAGUACAUCCAAGAGAAUGGAACAGAUGCAUUUGAGAAUCUGAUCAAUAGGGCUGAUAAAUCCAGAAGGGGUGGCGGUUAUUAUACAGCGUAUGAUGAGACUUAUUGA